Xiphophorus hellerii (green swordtail) is the source of this 3147-nucleotide messenger RNA. It is a transcript of the gene aifm1, whose product is annotated as apoptosis inducing factor mitochondrion associated 1. Bases 155 to 2107 code for a protein of 650 amino acids. Gene Ontology annotation, molecular function: NAD(P)H oxidase H2O2-forming activity; FAD binding; protein dimerization activity. Gene Ontology annotation, biological process: apoptotic process; mitochondrial respiratory chain complex assembly. The transcript is spliced from 18 exons. Gene Ontology annotation, cellular component: cytoplasm; mitochondrion. Lineage: Eukaryota; Metazoa; Chordata; Actinopteri; Cyprinodontiformes; Poeciliidae. The record is from RefSeq and is a predicted model, not a curated record.
CCAGCACUCCUUUGAAACGUAUGACCUGUCUCUGGCCUUGGCGUGCAGUGUGUGCGGCUGCUAGUCGUCUGUCGGUCUUCAUUAAUUGUAACUAGCUUUCUGCCCGACCUGUCGGUAGUGCAAGUGGGAGCUGUCGCAGCUGAGCCGAGCCACCAUGCUGACAUGUAGGGCUGUGUGGAAGAAGCUUGCACCUCUGGCCAGAGCCUCGUCUACUGUAUGCCGACAGAACGUGAGGAGAGCAGGGUGGAACAAUGCCAGAACGCCUCUGUGUGUGCCUGUGGCGCACAUGUCCACAGGGCCGGUGGGUGGAGGCGGUGACAACCUGAAAUACGCCCUCCUAGUUGGAGCAGCCUUUGUCGGUGGCUUAACAUACGCUGUAAUUACUGUAAAAGGAGACCAGGAACGACAUCGGGAGCGGAUGGCAGAAAUCUCCUCCAGAAAACAGAAAUCAGCCUCACAGAUCCAUACAGAACCUCUAGCCCCCCUUGAGACAAAACUUGAAGCCGCCGCUGCGCCUGAUGCUGAAGCAGCGGCCCCCAGUGAAACUGCAGAACCACCUCCAGUAGAUGAGCCACUGGCAGAAGCCUCAGCAGAAGAGGCAGCAGCUCCACUCACUGAUGCUGGAGUUGAGGAGGCUGCAGAUUCCAAGCCUUCAUUGCCCUCACACGCCCCCUACCUCCUGAUUGGUGGAGGUACGGCGUCUUUCGCAGCUGCCCGAUCUAUUCGAGCCAGAGACCCCGGUGCCAAGGUACUGAUUGUAACUGAUGAGCCAGACCUUCCGUACAUGAGGCCGCCUCUUUCUAAGGAGCUGUGGUUCUCUGACGACCCCAGUGUAACAGAAACUCUGCGUUUCAAACAGUGGAACGGGAAGGAAAGGAGUAUCUACUUCCAGCCGCCUUCGUUUUACAUUGAUACAGAAGAGCUGCGCGGUGCUGAAAAUGGAGGAGUGGCUGUCCUCACUGGCAGGAAGGUGGUUCAUAUGGAUGUCAGAGGAAACAAAGUCAAACUUGAUGAUGACAUGGAGAUUUCAUAUGACAAGUGCCUAAUUGCUACAGGUGGGGUCCCAAGGAAUCUUCAGGUAAUCGAAAGAGCUGGAGAAGAAGUGAUGAAGAGGACAACAGUUUUCCGCAAGAUUGACGACUUUAAAUCCCUGGACAAAGUUUCAAGAAACACGCAGUCCAUCACCAUCAUAGGAGGCGGAUUCUUGGGCAGCGAGCUGGCCUGCGCGCUUGGCAGGAGAUCAACAGAGUCUGGAUUAGAGGUGAUUCAGAUGUUCCCAGAGAAGGGCAACAUGGGCAAGGUUCUGCCUGAGUAUCUGAGCAACUGGACAACAGAAAAAGUCAAGAAAGAGGGUGUAAAGGUCAUCAGGGAAGCGGUGGUCAAAUCCGUGUCCUACAAAGAUGAUAAACUAGAAAUCAAACUCAAGGAUGGAAGAGUGGUAAGAACGGAUCACAUUGUCGCAGCCGUCGGCUUGGAGCCCAACGUUGACCUCGCCAAGUCUGCCGGUCUAGAGGUGGACUCGGACUUUGGUGGCUAUCGGGUCAACGCAGAGCUGCAGGCCAGGUCCAAUAUCUGGGUGGCUGGAGAUGCGGCCUGUUUCUAUGACAUCAGGUUGGGCCGCAGGCGGGUGGAGCACCACGACCACGCCGUCGUCAGCGGGAGGCUUGCAGGAGAGAACAUGACGGGAGCCAACAAACCUUAUUGGCAUCAGUCUAUGUUUUGGAGCGACCUGGGACCCGAUGUCGGCUAUGAGGCUAUUGGGAUUGUUGACAGCAGCCUGCCGACUGUAGGAGUGUUUGCCAAAGCCACUGCCAAGGACACACCCAAAGCUGCUACUGAGGAGUCAGGUACCGGGAUCCGCUCAGAAAGCGAAACGGAGGAAACGGCUACCAGCGCGGUGGCCCCGGCGGCGCCGGCUCCUGUCGUCGAGCACAGGGACGAAUACGGGAAAGGAGUCAUCUUCUACCUGAGAGAGAAGGUGGUGGUGGGGAUCAUCCUGUGGAACGUGUUUAACAGAAUGCCCAUCGCAAGAAAGAUCAUAAAGGACGGAGAGGAGCAUGCGGAUCUGAACGAGGUGGCCAAGCUGUUCAACAUCCAUGAGGACUGAGCCGCCGGACAGUCGCACUCAGGAGAGAGAGUUUUUCUACAUACGAAUAUCGAACUGUGGCAGUGAUCGCCUCCUUCAUUAAGACACAACCACUCAUGGCUACCAAAUUAUCACUGCAAAAAACACAAAAUCUUACGUUUUUUUAUGUAUAGUUUCUAUUGCAUAUAUCUUGGUACACAUAACAUGAGACUAAACUAACUUACAAGCAGCAUACAGGAGCUUUUUUUUUUUAAAAUAAAAAUGUCUUAUUAUUGAUGAUAAAAGUAUUAGUUCCAUUAUUAUUUCACUUGUUACACUGGGAAAGUCUUGUUACAAGUAAAAUAAUCUGCUGGUGGAACUAGCACUUUUUCAUCAAUAUUAGUGAUUUUUUUAAAAAUUUAAAACAAGCUCUUAUAUCUUGCAGAAAACUUACUUGUAAGUUAAUUUAGUCUUAUUUGAAGUGUAAGAUAUUUACACUAGAAAAUAGAUCAGAAAAACUUGGUAGGAUUUUGUAUUUUGCAGUGCGAGGAUCAAUGUAUAUUAAACUGUGGAUAUUUUCAUAUUUGGGAUUUGUAUCUGCUGUCUUAAUUAUGUUUGUUUUGAUUCUUUUGAUUUAUUGCCACAUGACAACUCUUUGUCUUGUUUUCCUUCCACCAUUAUUUGUGAUCGGCCCCUCCCCUCCGCUUCCCCCCGUCAUUCACAAAGCUGAACUGUCCUCCUUCUGUGUGAUCGGUGCAGCUUGUUGUUAGAAAAGCUGCAAUAAAAGCUAUUUUUAAAUUGGACUCAACCCAUUAUUUUCAGCUCUGCCUCCAGAUAAUGGCAGUGAUGAGCAGCUGCAGUGACCUCCAUCCGAAGCUGCGAUUGUUUAGACGGUUGUUGCAGUCAGUGAGGUUGAACUCAUCUGUCCCGAGGAGUUAGAAUCAUUCCCCGUUGCUUGGCAGAUUGCUGCUCGAAGUGAUGGAGAGGGCGAAUGAGGAAUGUCUCGGCUCGGUUAAAAACACUUUUUUUUUUUUUUUUUUUUUGGGGUGAAUUAAGAGAGUGGGUAAUGUUAGAAACGUGAC